Messenger RNA from Lasiosphaeria miniovina, 507 nucleotides. Its product is annotated as Ribonuclease/ribotoxin. Lineage: Eukaryota; Fungi; Ascomycota; Sordariomycetes; Sordariales; Lasiosphaeriaceae. Gene Ontology annotation, molecular function: RNA binding; RNA nuclease activity. The record is from RefSeq and is a predicted model, not a curated record. The annotation marks the transcript as partial. The transcript is spliced from 2 exons.
CUCGUUGCAGCAGCAGCCGCCGCUGUGGGAACGGACGGGCUGGCCUCAAUCAAAUGCUCGACGACUGUCUGGACUAAGCAGCAGGUUGACGCGGCCGUUGCCGAGGGCUGUCGCCUGCAAAAGGCCAACACGCCCAUUGGGAGGUCUUCGUAUCCCCACAAGUUCAAUAACUACGAGAAGCUCGUGUUUGCGGCUGCCAGCCCCUACUUUGAAUUCCCCAUCGUGCUGAACGGCAUCUACGCCGGAGGCGCUCCCGGCGCCGACCGCGUCGUCUUCAACCCCGACCUCAACAACUCGUGCGUCUACGUCGGCGCCAUGACGCACUCGGGCGCCAGCGGGAACGGCUUCCUGUCAUGCUCGGAGAAGCGCGACGGCUCGGGCAGCCCCUCGUCCACCGAGUCGAAGACCAAGACAAAGACGACGGGAACCGCGACAAAAACAACAACAGGCACAGCGCAGACGACGCUGGAAACAACGGCGAAGCCGGACACGACGGGAUCGGCGCAG